UUUUUAAUAAAGAGAAGUUUAAGGUCAGGGCGCUGCUGAGUUUCUGGUUCUGGUGGACUGUUUUAGCAGUAAUAUAUGUCUUUUUGAGCACAGGCUGCAGCCUGUGUACUGAUUUCAGCUCAGCAUGGGGCCUUUUCUGGCGGUAGCAGCGUUUUUAGGCUGGGUUUCAGUCAUGGAGGCCACACCAUUGCUGGGCAGAACUCUCCCUGAGUUUGGUGAUAUGUAUCAUGUGAAAGGUGUGAUCUCCUUGCCUUAUGCUGAAAUCAAGGAACCAUUUGAAGCUUGGUACGACCUGAAGGGGAAGAGAAGCCGCAUAGACUACUACCAUGGCCAGGUCUCCACUUUUCAGCUUGGUGCUGCAGUGCCUCAGGGUGUCAGCUAUAAGAUCACACCAGUCACAACUGAGACUGAAUUCAAUACCAUGAAAUGCUUCCAGGUCAAUGGCACUAAAGAUGAUCCGGUCCUGCCUCAGGCUGCCCUGCCCAAUGUCCAGGGCUUUCAGUUUGAACAGAUGGAGUAUUACGCAGGUGUUCUGUGUGAGGUGUGGAAGAACAUCACUACUAUCGGACAUAAAAAGAACACUUACCGUCUGUGGGUGACCCGUCCAGAGGGAGGCGCUUCAGUGGCCACACCCCAACACUAUGAAAUGAUGGGCUACAACACCCUGCUUGGCUCCCACUACGACAAAUACCUCAUCGACUACAGUGACUUCAGCCCACGAACUGACCCUAAGGACUUCAGCUUACCAGAUGGUAUGGGGUGCGGCCCGUUUCCUGGUCCAGGGGCCGAGCACCGGCUUAUUGCCAAUCCCAUUCAAGACCUAAUUCAUACCUCUCCUGUUGGCCACGCCCAUCGGCUGUUUGGGCACUUUAAGGAGAAAUAUGAUCGCAGCUAUGAAACUGAGAAGGAGCAUGAGAAACGAGAGCACAACUUCGUACAUAACAUUCGGUAUGUUCACUCUAUGAACAGAGCAGGCCUGUCAUUCUCUCUCUCUGUCAAUCAUCUGGCUGAUCGCUCUCAGGAUGAAAUGGCUGUAAUGAGGGGAAGACAAGGGAGCAAGACCCCAAACAAUGGUCUGCCUUUCCCCUCUGAGCUCCGCUCUGUCGCCCCGCCUGACUCUCUGGACUGGAGGCUUUAUGGUGCUGUGACCCCUGUUAAGGACCAGGCUGUGUGUGGGUCUUGCUGGAGUUUUGCCACAACUGGUGCACUUGAAGGAGCAUUGUUUCUAAAGACAGGAGAGCGGGUGGUGUUGUCUCAGCAGAUGCUGGUGGACUGCACGUGGGGUUUUGGUAAUAAUGGGUGUGAUGGAGGAGAGGAGUGGAGAGCAUAUGAAUGGGUCAUGAAACACGGUGGCAUCUCCACUGCAGAGAGCUAUGGAUCUUACACUGGCAUGAAUGGCCUGUGCCACUAUAACUCAUCCCAGCUGACUGCUCGCGUGAAGAGUUACACUAAUGUGACCAGCGGUGAUGCAGAGGCUCUGAAGGUUGCACUGUUUAAAAACGGCCCCACUGCAGUCAGCAUCGACGCUGCUCACCGCUCCUUCACCUUCUACAGUAACGGAGUGUAUUAUGAACCUGCCUGCAAGAAUGGGCCGGAUGACCUGGAUCAUGCUGUGCUGGCGGUGGGUUACGGGGUUCUGGACGGACAGCCUUACUGGCUAGUGAAGAACUCCUGGUCCACUUACUGGGGAAACGAUGGCUAUGUGCUCAUGUCUAUGAAAGACAACAACUGUGGAGUGACCACUGAUGCUACAUAUGUGACCCUUGCCUAAAGUGCGCUUUAAUACACACAAGCACUCAGAGCGCGAGAGCCCUGUGUGCACAGCAGAGCUGCAUGAUGUAUUGUUGAUGAUUACAGCAGCUAAGUUUUAUUUCAAUAAGCACAAGAGGAAAAUGCUUGAUUUCAUGCUGUAAGUGUUCUGCUAAACAUCUUUAUUCACAUAUUUGAUAAUUGUACAUAAUUGUGCCACAAUUAAACUGCUGUAUAUCCAUUUCACCAAAGUUGCCAUAUGAAGCCAUAUGUACUGCAUUAUUUUGUUUGUUAUGCAGCUUCAGUGAUUCUAUAAGCAAGAAGCACUGGUGUGGAUAUGUCUGAAUGCUGAAUGUUGGAUAAUAUUUUUUUUUUUUUUGUGGAUUAGUCAAUAAAAAUGUUUUUUUUUAAGAAAAAAUAGUCAUCGGGGACUUUUAUAUUAAUGGUUGAUGACAACUGAGAGAUGUUGCAUUAGUGUUUAGGGGAUUUUUAUAUAUAAAAAAAUGAAAGUAGAAUUUGAUCAAUUGUCAUACAACGCUAAUUACAGUUCAGGGUGUAAGAAAAUCUGUGAAUCAAAAUCUGGAUAUUGUUUGCAAUUUGUAUUGAUUUUUAAUUAUUAGUUUACAUGCAAUGACAGUGGCUCAUUUAGCAUUGUAUUUAAACCCUGGCCUCCCUCUGAAGCUUUGUGUUGUCAAUAUAUGUGAUUGUCAGGG
Molecule: messenger RNA, 2462 nt
Organism: Astyanax mexicanus (Mexican tetra)
Lineage: Eukaryota; Metazoa; Chordata; Actinopteri; Characiformes; Acestrorhamphidae
Product: digestive cysteine proteinase 1
Exons: 11
Coding region: 125-1771 (548 amino acids)
Biological process (GO): immune response
Cellular component (GO): lysosome
Molecular function (GO): cysteine-type endopeptidase activity
Source: RefSeq, a predicted model, not a curated record